AGAGUUUUUGAAAGUGACAGUCGCAAUGGCUUUAUCAGAAUUUAACACAAAUUCUGUAAUGCGAUCCCCUCAUCAAUGGCGUUAUCUAGGGGCCGUGUCGCUUUAUCUCGGGGGACACAAAGCGGAAUGUUUUAAGGGCCCUAAGGUGUGCAGUGUACAGACAAUUGGUUUGGCCAUGUGGUGGAGAGUAACAAUUUACAUCAUUAUUCUGGGUAAUGUUAACGGAGAUGAAACGGUUUCCGGCAUGCCAGGAGAAACCCACACGACAUCUAACCUAGCGUCGUCAGUGUAUCUAACAUCGUCUACAAUGACCGCUCCUACCCAGGAGAUAGAGCCCUCCUCCGCCACUAACACCGGACCUACUUCAAUAGCAAAUGACCUUUCUACUGUAGCCUUGGCCCUAAAAAAUAAGGUCGUCUCAAGACCAAGCGGUCAAGUUUUUGAAACUUCAGCCAAUGUAUCAUCCAGCGAACAUUUUGUGUUUUCAACAAAGAGCUAUGUGUCUGAAAACACAACGGAAACAUCAUCAGUCUCGUCGUCGUCCGAAUCGUCCGUGUUCGCGGGAUCAUCAUCGAACGUUGUCACGGUACACAGCACGACUUUACAGCCAUUUACAGCACCAUACAGCUCCAUUCACAGCGAUAGCAUCACCUCACAUCAACCCGAAAUUUCUGAUGGUACCAUUGUCCCUUCGUUAACAAUAUCUACAACGGAAAUGACUGAUUCGGCUAGUCAAUCAGAGACAUCGAGUUCUGUGUUGCUUAAUACAGGGAGAAUGAUCGUCAAUAUACAGUCAACUGCAACAGAUUCGGUCAUAAGUAGUUUUUCGUCGCUACCAACAGCCUCUGGAUCUCAGCCCUUAACCUCUUCAUAUCAACCAUUAACCUCUUCAUCUCAGCCAUUAACCUCUUCAACGCUACCACAAGUAUCUUCAUCACUAUCAUUAACCUCUUCAACGCUACCACAAGUAUCUUCAUCACUAUCAUUAACCUCUUCAACGCUACCACAAGUAUCUUCAUCACUAUCAUUAACCUCUUCACUGCAACAACGAACUUCUUUAUUGUUACCACAAACACCGCUAACCUCUUCGUCGCUACCACUAACCACUUCAUCGCUACCAUUUACCUCUUCGUCGCUACCACCGAACGUAACCUUAACGAAUGUUAUAAUCGCGACAGACACCACAAUGGUUACAUCGGAAGACUUUCACAGUUCAGCAGUAUCAUCAAGGUUCGUUGACUCAUCAAUGGCUCCAUCAUCUUCCUGGUCGUUAAAUACAUCCACUGCAGAAACUCUUACAAACAUGGACACCUCGUUGCUUUUAGAAACAUCAACACACACAGUAAUGAGCUCUUUUGUUGAUAAUUCCGUAAGUCUUCAAAACGCAAGCGAUUCAAUAUCAAGUUCUUUACCAAAGAACACCACCCCCCAUUCUCCAUUUCAAACAAGCAGCUCUCUAGAGGAGAGUGUUACAACACAGCUUUCCAAUGUCGCAACUUCCACACCCCCUUCUGUUUCCCCCGGACUGGAAUCGCCUGGGACCUCACUUUCCUCUACGGACCACGCCUCUCAACAUUCCAUCAUUUCAUCCGAUGUCCUGGGGUCUUCUACAGGGCCCAGUGAAGCGUCUUCUAUCGCCCCAACACACGCAACCGGCCAUGUGGUCAACAGUGUCUUUCCGUCCAUGACCCAGCCGGUCAGUAGACCACCUUCUGUUUUUACCACUAUUUCCGAGUCGGUAACCAGUGGUAAAUCACAACAUUCCGUGGAGUCUAGCGCUAGUUCAACGACAACAGAGUUUACAGCCGUGACCUCUAGUUCUAGUGAUUUCCCCACCAACGUCACUGUCCGGCCAACAGCCACAACGAGCCUACCGCAUCCCGAGGAUAUGCAGUUUGUGAACCAAACAUUUGAGAUGGUAUUUCAGGGAAACUGUGAACCACUCCUGAAAGAUAAACUUCUCUUGAAGGCUUUCUGGAAUCAGUUACAAGAAAAGCUUGUCCACAAAUCUUAUUUGGUGAAAGCUGAUAACAUUGCCUGUGAACCUUUACGAAUAACUUUUACAUAUGUCUUCAUUCCACAAAGUUAUUUCAAACAACUGUGCACUUCCCUGAAAGAAAUAGUAAGUGAUAUUCACAUUAAUGUUACAAUAUCCGGACAGUUGGAAUAUUACCGAGCAUUGAAGUUAAACACGGAGUCCACGAUUACGUCAGACAAAACUCCGCCGCCCGGGGCAGCGGGGCUCGAGGAGAUUGACCUCAUCGUCCUCAUCGCCGCAGGCUCCUUCUGCCUCGUUUUAAUACUCGUGGGCCUGGUGAUCUGCAUUCGCGAAUAUUACCACCGCAAAAGAACACGCACAUUUGAAUUCGCUAACAUGUAUCAGGCCGAAGAUUUCACACUAACGAAAAUUCCGCGCCCUGCUGUAACUUACACGGAGAAAGGCGCAGACAUCAACACCAAUGGGCACAGUAAUGGCGAUGCACAUGAAACAGAGAAAGAGACUCUAAUGGAGAGUAUACAGCUCCGUGUCAAUUCUAACGAGAACGGACUGAUGGUGGGCAUCACGGGGACACUGGAGAGACAGUCCACCGUGUCCCACCCAUCGCCUUCACCCUCACCCCCGGGGAGCGAGCACGUGCAGCUUGUUCCUAAGGAGGAGGAGCCACUACAGAGCCAGGACAACCCCAUCUACUAUAUUGAUGAUGAUCACAGUGAGUAAAUUUCACUAUCAAAUAGAGAAGGAGGCCAUUUUAGAUUUUAUGCACAAUAUUUUUUUCCAGGUCCGAGUGUUUCGAAAGAUUUCAAAUUAAAUAACUAGCAUUAAUAUAUGAAGAACCUUUCGUAGAUUGGAACCGUGAGUGGUUCCAACAUACAAGGUGUUCCUUUGAACAACCAUGAUGUUUGCAAAAAACAGAGGUGCAUACCCUGUGUUAAAAGUUAUCACAUCUGUGAUCACGCUAAGUACUGUAUUUCAGUGGAAAGACAAUUAUAUCUUGACUUCAGUCCACUGAGGGAUUGAAGGAAUUUUGCUGUUUAGAAAUUGUGAAGGAUUUCUCAUAUACCGAUACUCAAAACGAUUUACUGCUAGCAUUACUUGUAAUCAUCUGUUGACAAAAAAAUCUGUAUACAUGGAUUGAAGUUGUACAUUCGUUUUCAUAUAAAUGUAUGAAUAUACUUUAAAGUAUCAAAUACUCAUAUAGCAAUAUUUUACCAAAAUUGUGUUAUUACUACUAAACAACCGAAAAUUCAGUCAAGUAUGGUUCAAAUUCCACACUAAAUUGUGUUUUGUUUGUAGCUGUGUCCCCAUACUUCCACUUGAUUUAAAUAUGUGCGUUAUAUGUACUAUUGUGUCAUUUUAAUUUCUAUUUCUUCUGCAUUUUAUUUAAAAUAUUGUAAAAAAAAAAUGCAUUCAUGUUCUCCUAUACAACAUUUCAAUGCAAUCUAUGUGCAAGUGUAUUAAAGACAUACCCAGUUUGUAUUUUAUGAACAUCAUUUUUAAAAUAAAAAAAGAUAUACUGUCAUAAUCAUGUUUAC
Molecule: messenger RNA, 3534 nt
Organism: Magallana angulata
Lineage: Eukaryota; Metazoa; Mollusca; Bivalvia; Ostreida; Ostreidae
Exons: 3
Coding region: 26-2719 (897 amino acids)
Source: RefSeq, a predicted model, not a curated record